Molecule: messenger RNA, 647 nt
Organism: Rhipicephalus microplus (southern cattle tick)
Lineage: Eukaryota; Metazoa; Arthropoda; Arachnida; Ixodida; Ixodidae
Source: RefSeq, a predicted model, not a curated record
GGAAAAUACGAAAUGAGGCAACUGCGUGAUCUUACCGGUGUUUUUUUGUUCUUGAUGUCAACGAUACUGGUACGAGGCGAAAAGCAAAGCGAACAAGAUAUCGUUCAGUUUUGGAACACAAGCGAACUUAUAUGGACUGCUGUUACCACAUCCUCAGAGGCAAUCUUAUGCAAGGCCGACCUAAAAGUGGACAUUAGUGAAAACAACAUUACGUUUUACAGAGCAUAUGUAAGACGCUCAUGGUUUUACAAAAGAGAAUAUAAUGGAACAUUUCGCCAUUUUUAUCAGAACCUAAGCACCCCAUACGACUCCGUGAGAAUUCAAUCAAGAAAUGGACGUAACAAGGCCAGGGAAGUACUGCAUUAUCAAAGUAAAAACAACACAUGUGCCGUGGUCUGGACCAUAACUUCUAAAGGAUAUCAACUGAUAGCGGCCUACGACCUUCGAAUAAAGAAUUCGCAUAUCAAAAAAGGACAUUUUAAUAGUAGUGAAUGUUGGGAACAAUUCCAGAACGUCACUCGACGUAGAAGAAUACAACGAACGUAUUACCCAAACUGCCAAGACGUUCCCGAAAUAAGAUUAAUGAGCUCUGUUUUGAAAAUGAGGCGUCAAUAAACAAAAUAUUGUCUUAUAUUUAGUUCAAUGUU